Coccinella septempunctata (seven-spotted ladybird) is the source of this 3147-nucleotide messenger RNA. RefSeq names its product U3 small nucleolar RNA-associated protein 25 homolog. Lineage: Eukaryota; Metazoa; Arthropoda; Insecta; Coleoptera; Coccinellidae. Gene Ontology annotation, molecular function: rRNA binding; U3 snoRNA binding. The transcript has a single exon. Gene Ontology annotation, biological process: maturation of SSU-rRNA from tricistronic rRNA transcript (SSU-rRNA, 5.8S rRNA, LSU-rRNA). Bases 124 to 2229 code for a protein of 701 amino acids. The record is from RefSeq and is a predicted model, not a curated record. Gene Ontology annotation, cellular component: nucleolus; small-subunit processome.
UUGAUUCUAAUCUUUGUUCUGUGCUUAGUUUUUGAUUACUGAUUUGAAUUUCUGAAAAGGUUAGUUUUAUAGAGGUUAGUGUUUGUUCAAAUAUUUCGGUAAAUUUUUGUACGAGAAUAAAUUAUGGGAGGAUUGAAAAGGAAACGUGAAGAUAAGAUUAAAAAGUCGGUAGACAAAACAUCAAAUAAAAAGUCACUUGAUGUUGAUAUGGAAGUUGCUGAAUCGCAGGAUGAAAGUAUGUCUCAUGAAGAUGAAGUGGAAAGCGAACAAGAAAGUUCUAACCAAUCCUUAGAAGAAGACGAAGAUGAGGAACUAGAAGGUACAGAUCCAUUCACAAAACAUUUUAAAAAUUCUCUUCAUCCAACCCUUUUGAAGUCUCAUGAAGAUGAAGUGGAAAGCGAACAAGAAAGUUCUAACCAACCCUUAGAAGAAGACGAAGAUGAGGAACUAGAAGGUACAGAUCCAUUCACAAAACAUUUUAAAAAUUCUCUUCAUCCAACCCUUUUGAAGUCUCUUGAAUCUCCAUCUGGAUGUAUGCCUCAAGAGAAAGAAAAUUGGCCUAUAUUAAGAAACGUUGUUAUUUCAAUCCCUUCUUGUUCAGAAGCUGAAAGUGACAAAGAAUCAAAAAAACUUUUGGAUGAUGAAGUUGAGUACACUCUAGGUGGAAUUCCACCUAAAAUACUAAAUUUAAAAGAACUUACCCCUAGAUCUCUUCAUAUCAAGACACAAAUAGCCAAAAAUUUAAAAACAGCCAAUUGUGCUUUGAAUGAAUCAAUAGAUGAAAGCAAAUUUUUGACAGAAUUUCAAAAUGAACUCUUCAGUAUCAUGAACAAUUAUCAAGAUUUAUGUUUCACCAAGCAGACAUUGAAUAAUAUAGAUUCCAUGAGAUUUGUGUAUUGUUUACAUAUGGUAAAUCACAUUUUGAAAACAAGGAUGAAAGUUUUACGCCACAAUACUAAAUUGAAGAAUAGAGGUGAUGAUGAUGUACCUGAUGAAUACAGAGAUCAAGGCUUUGUCAGGCCAAAAGUUUUAGUUCUUCUUCCAUUCAAAUCAUCAGCUUAUAAAGUGAUAUCUGUGUUGGAGAAACUUCUGUUUCCAGAAGGGAAAAAAGGAAGUGUCAUGAAUAAAAAGCGAUUUUUAGAAGAAUACCAAGAAGAUACUCAGAGAAUUCCAAUCCGUAAACCAGAAGAAUACAAAAUGAUUUUCUCUGGAAAUACGCAUGAUGAUUUUACUAUGGGUAUAUCUAUCACUAGAAAAGCUUUGAAAUUAUAUUCGGAAUUUUAUUCUUCAGAUAUAAUUAUUGCGUCACCAAUGAGUUUGAGGAGAAUAAUAGGUGCUAAAGGAGAUAAAGAAAGGGAUUAUGAUUUUUUGUCAUCAAUAGAGUUACUUAUUCUGGAUCAAGCGGACAUUUUCAUGAUGCAAAAUUGGCAUCAUGUUCUCCAUAUCUUCGAUCAUCUCCAUCUUAAAUUAAGAGAUUAUAAAAGACCUGAUUAUGCAAGAGUUAGGCUUUGGAGUUUAGAUGGCCACGCAAAAUUCUUUAGGCAAACACUUAUAUUUUCAACAGUUAAUGCACCCCUCAUUGCAUCAUUGAUUACUACAAGAUGCCAUAAUUUUGCUGGAAAAGUUAUUGUGAAUAAACAGUUUCCUAAUGGAUCAAUAUGUGAUGUAAGAGGUGAGCUACAACAUGAUUUUUAUAAGUUUACUGUUGAAAAAGCUACUGAUAUACCACAAAAAAGGUUUGAGUUCUUUAUGCAUAAUGUUUUUCCUCUAUUCCAAGAGCAAUCAAUGAGACAGGUUCUGAUCUAUAUUCCUAGUUAUUAUGACUUUGUGAGACUCAGAAAUCACUUUAUGAGAGAGUCCAUAAAUUUCAAUCAAAUCUGUGAAACAAGUCCCAAGAGUAAAGUCGCUGAAGCAAGAGAUUUGUUUUGUAAUGAGGAUGUACAUUUUCUUCUCUACACAGAGCGAUAUCAUUUCUAUAAUAGAAUAAUUCUCAAAGGAAUAAGACAUAUUGUAUUUUAUGACCUGCCAAACUAUCCUCAUUAUUAUAGUGAAAUGUGUAAUAUGAUGAACAAUGAAAAUCUUCUGAAAUCUAAAAGAUGUCUUAGUAAUUUUACUGUAAGUGCUAUAUAUACACAAGCUGACUAUUUGAAAUUGAUUCCAAUAGUAGGGUCCAAAAAAGCUAAAAGUAUGUUUGCUUCUGAGAGAAAUCUUCACCGAAUCAUGAUUUGAAGUGACAUAAUUUAUUAUUUCUUAUAAUGACAAGGCACUUGGAGAAAUAUUUUGAUAUAACUAAUAAAUGCACAUUUUGGAGAAGGGAGAAUAUUUGAAAUAUGAUUAUAGUUAUUAGUAUACAGUAUUACUUCAAUGGUUCAGACAAUCGCUAGACCAUACACUCCAGUAAUCCGGAGACUGCUAUGAUUCAGGCAUUUUGAAAUUUUUACCUCUGAAAUCCGGGUGCGAAAAUAUCCAAUGCAUAACAAUAAUUGAGUAAUAUAUAUUUUUGUCUCAACAAGUAAUAAACAGCUGCAUGACGUUUGGAAAACGGCACUGUGCGCCGACAGAAUCUUUCUUUGUGCAUUUGGCUUCUAAACUUCCACUUGCUGAAGGCUCUUCAAUGCUUCAGUGAAGAGUCUGAAAUAUUAUAGCACCUUGAUGCAGGGAAAAAAACAUGUCGGAAUUAUUAUUUGUUUGAAAAUCCUCAUUUUACAAGUCGAUGAUACGAGCAUGUCCUGGAAUGAUAUCUGCCUGGACUACUGAAGUUAUACUGUAUUUCAAGCAGUUGGAAAUGAUUUACAUUUUCCAAUUUUUGUAAUUUCUGUUCCACAUUUAUUCUAGUGAUUCAUCUGUUUAGCUCUAUGCUCUUAAUUGUUAUCUCCCCAGUUGUCUUAUCUCCAUGACUAUAUGUGUACAUUUGUCCAGUUUAGAGGAAACACCCUAUAUGGCCUAUAUAGUGUGAAUUAACAUCUGAUAACCUUGUGUGACUCCAUUUGUUCUUAGGAAUUGGUCCUUGUGAUUAUUUUUUUGACAUAAAUUUUUGCUUCACACUGUGAUUAUAUUGAAGUUAUUUGUAAAUAUUAAGUCCUACUUGUUUUUAAAUUGGCCUUAUUGUACAUAUAACUUGUAAAAACAAUAAAUAUUAAUAUUUUU